Messenger RNA from Alternaria incomplexa, 726 nucleotides. RefSeq names its product Nucleolar protein 16 (gene NOP16). The transcript is spliced from 2 exons. The coding region runs from base 1 to 726 and encodes 241 amino acids. The record is from RefSeq and is a predicted model, not a curated record. Lineage: Eukaryota; Fungi; Ascomycota; Dothideomycetes; Pleosporales; Pleosporaceae. Gene Ontology annotation, cellular component: nucleolus. Gene Ontology annotation, biological process: ribosomal large subunit biogenesis.
AUGGGUCGCGAACUCCAGAAGAAGAAGAACCGGUCGUCCAUUCCCAAGAAGCGCAAGAAUGGACCCUCCAAGAAGAAGAUUCUGCAAAACCCCAUCAUAGCGAAGCACUGGUACGACACAAUGAACCAAAAAGAGACAUUAUCGCAAAAUUACCGCCGUCUCGGUCUGACAGCGCGCCUCAAUCACGCAACCGGUGGCACAGAGAAGACGAUUGCCCUUCUCGGCCUCAACGAUGAGAAAUCUUCGCGCGCCGACACCGUCGCCAACAGCACAGCAGACGCCCUCAACAUCGUUUCAAAAGCCAAGAAGCCCGAGAACAUCGCAAUCGAGGAGAUCGAAGUCGAGCGCGAUCCCGAGACAGGCGCUAUCCUCAACGUAACAGGCACACUCGACAAGAAGGACAACCCGCUGAACGACCCCCUCAAUGAGAUCGAAGAUGACAACGAGGAGAUGGAGUGGAACGGCUUCUCUAUGGUACCAGAGCGACCUGAAGAGGCCGAGAACCCAGUCAUCCGGGAACUUGAAGAGGCAGCCAUGAACGGCGCGAGGAAGGCACCCCGCGGACAGAGCCAAAGGGAGCAGGAGUGGGUAGAGCGAUUAGUAAACAAGUACGGGGAGGACUACGGAAAGAUGGCGAGAGACCGGAAGCUCAACCCCAUGCAGCAGACCGCUGCGGACAUCAAGAAGAGGGUCGCCAAGUGGCAGAAGGCGCAGAACAAGGCAUAG